AUUUCUAGAGUAUAUAAAAGGUGUCAGAGCAGAGAUGGCAUACAGACUUCAGAAACCAUCACCUGCUCCACUACUGAACUACUUGAAACUCCAACUUUAGACAUCAUGUAUACCAAAUGCUGCAGAAGCUCAUGUGGUAGCUAUGGCUAUGGUUCCAGAUAUGGCUGUGGUUAUGGUUCUGGAUAUGGCUGUGGCUACAGUUCCAGAUAUGGCUGUGGCUAUGGAGAAGGCUACGGCUGUGGCCUGGGCUAUGGCUAUGGCUCCCUCUAUGGCUGUGGCUACUAUGGUUCUGGAUAUGGCUGUGGCUAUGGUUCCAGAUAUGGCUGUGGCUAUGGUUCCGGAUAUGGCUGUGGAUAUGGUCCCAGAUAUGGCUGUGGCUAUGGCUCCGGAUAUGGCUGUGGCUAUGGUUCCGGAUACGGCUGUGGAUAUGGUCCCAGAUAUGGCUGUGGCUAUGGAUCUUCUUUCUGUGGUUACCGUCCUAUUGUCUACAGGAGAUGCUAUUCUUCUUGCUGCUGA
This is a messenger RNA of Talpa occidentalis (Iberian mole), 516 nucleotides long. Its product is annotated as keratin-associated protein 21-1-like. Bases 106 to 516 code for a protein of 136 amino acids. The transcript has 3 exons. Gene Ontology annotation, biological process: hair follicle development. Lineage: Eukaryota; Metazoa; Chordata; Mammalia; Eulipotyphla; Talpidae. The record is from RefSeq and is a predicted model, not a curated record.